ACUUUUAAUUGUAACAUAACCUAUAAAAGAAACUUUAAGAACGUUCAACUGUAAUCAUGGCGCCGUCUUCGCGACAGAAUAACUCUCAACAAUAUUACAUAAAGCUGAUUUGUAACAUCCUGUAUUAUUGUGGUUUGGGCAAUUGUUGGUACGAAGACAGAAAAAGUACUAAAUUACACAAAAAACUAUACACAGCCUGGUCUAUUUCUGCUAAUGUCUUUGGAGUCAUUAUUAUUCUGAACGAAGUCUUAGCAAAUAUGCGAACAGAUUUAACACCAAAAGAAAAGAAUGAUCUAAUGCAAUUCACAUUUGGACACCCUACAAUAAGCGCAAAGAUUGUUAUACUGUACAUAAAGAGGGAAGAAAUAAAGGUGUUCUUCAAGAGAAUGUUAGAUGAUACGAGGAACUCGAUAGAAGAUAAUAUAGAGAAGCACGCUGUUAAGAGGGCACUGUUUUAUUGCCUUGUGUUGAUCAGUGUGUUGGCUCUGGCCCUGUUUUUAACGGUAGUCGAUGCAGUGAGAGCAUAUUUAGUACAAGGUAUACCAAUAAGAACAGAAGUGAUAUUUUACCCAACAGCAUCAGACACAGGCAUAUUUGUGAAUAUUCUACGCGUGUUCGUUGAAAUACAUUUCUGGCUGUUCAUCAUAAUUAUGACGUCAGUCGACUGUCUGUCCCUCUGCUCUUUAGUCUUCCUUGGCUUUAAGUUCAGAGGCGUCAGGAUUUACUUUGAGAAACUUGGAGAAAAAUUCAAUAAGCCCACAUUUGUUAGUGAGGAGUUUGAAAGAGAUUUCAUAGUUGGUGUUCAGUUACAUGAAGACGCUUUGUGGUGUGCCCGUAACGUUCAAAAAUCAAUGGGAUAUAUUUAUAGUGUCCAAAUUGUUGAAAGCAUUACCCUAUUAGUUAUUUCUCUAUUGCGAUUAGUUGGUGCUGGCCAUGCUAAUCCAACGCUGUUUUUUGUUGGAAUGACAGCUACCAUUUGCUUGGUGAUAUUGACAGGAUCUUAUAUGAUGGACGCUGCUGAUGUUACUCACGAGGCUUUACAAAUAUCAACUGCAAUUUUCCACUGCGGUUGGGAGAACGUCAAGGUCGGGCCUGGUCUGCGCACAACAAUCGUGCUGGCUCUGCAGCGGAGCCAGGAUCCCGUGUACCUGACUGCUUUUGGAGUUAUCAAGCUUUCGUAUGCUAGUUUUAUUUCGAUUCUCCGAUCGUCGUAUUCAUUCUUUGCGGUUAUGUAUUAGUAAUUGGGGUUUAUUUCGAAAAAACUUGAUGUAUCUACACGAUAUAAUAAUAUUAAUAUUUGACAUAAAAAGGAUACGCUACUUAUCUAUACUAAUAUAAUAAAACUGAAGAGUUUGUUUGUUUAUACUUUAUACAUUAGAUCUUUGCACAGUUAGUUCAUAAAUAAAAAGGAUUGUUUGCGGUUUCAAUUAAAUACAGCCUAUUUAUGUAAAUAACAGUGUAUACCUACUUACUUUUACCUUAAUUAAGUUUGUUUUUAAUUUCUUCUGGAUAGUAAUUUCAGUCUCUGAAUUAUUAAGUCAUAAAUAAAAUUAAACUCUAUAAUUGAUAUAUUGGCGCGUAAACUACAGGAUUUUCCCGUUUGUAUGUUUUUAAAAGCGUUGCCUCUGAUUUAUGUUAACUGCUCUGUGUUUACUCUAAUUGUGAAUUAUGAUACGAGUGUUUUUUUAUUAAAAUGUUAGUUAUGAGAAGAACUGCAUGAAA
This is a messenger RNA of Colias croceus (clouded yellow), 1722 nucleotides long. RefSeq lists its product as uncharacterized. Lineage: Eukaryota; Metazoa; Arthropoda; Insecta; Lepidoptera; Pieridae. Gene Ontology annotation, biological process: detection of chemical stimulus involved in sensory perception of smell; sensory perception of smell. The transcript is spliced from 6 exons. The record is from RefSeq and is a predicted model, not a curated record. The coding region runs from base 57 to 1238 and encodes 393 amino acids. Gene Ontology annotation, molecular function: odorant binding; olfactory receptor activity. Gene Ontology annotation, cellular component: plasma membrane.